AUGGUGCUGAUGCCCUGCCGCUUUCUUUUUAUGCCUUUCCUCCUUAAGCUUUGUGUGUUGCCGUUGCGUGCGGUUGUGGUGCUGUGCAAUAUGUUUUCCGUCUGCUACGUGACAACGCCGUCGAUGGAGGUGGCCCGCGACCUGUCGCGCCGCUUGGUCUUGUCGAAGAAGGUGGCGUGUGUGAACAUCAUUCCCGCAGUCACGUCCGUCUUCCAGUGGGAGGGCCGCGUGUGCGAGGAGACUGAGUGCCUCAUGAUGGUCAAAACACAGACGGCGCUUGUGGAGGAGGUGAUCGCCGACGUGGUGCAG
Molecule: messenger RNA, 309 nt
Organism: Trypanosoma grayi
Lineage: Eukaryota; Euglenozoa; Kinetoplastea; Trypanosomatida; Trypanosomatidae
Product: divalent cation tolerance protein
Exons: 1
Biological process (GO): response to metal ion
Molecular function (GO): copper ion binding
Source: RefSeq, a predicted model, not a curated record